AUACACACACACACAUAUCCUGUCUCCCACGAAGGCAUCUGUUUCAGUCUGUCUCUCUGUGAGAUGCAGCACCAACAGAGAGAGGGGGAGACAAGAAGAGGGAGAGAAGGAUAAGAAAAAAGAGGUGUGAGAACAGAGGCACAGAGCAGAAAGAAAGGAGAAAGAGAAGAAGGGCUCAAAUUAAAAAAAAUUAAGAGUGAACAAAGAUAAAGCAAAGACAAAAUACAAAAUACAAGACUCUUCUUCAGAAGAGGAGAGGAUGCUGCUGCAGCUGAGCAUCUAUGCCUGACUUCUGAGGAGUUCUCAGCUCGGACAUGACUGACAUGCAGCAUUCCUGCAUCUGAGCAUCUCUAGUCCGUGCAUGUGUGUGAGAGAGAGAAAGUGAGGGUUAAUGUGUGUGUGAAGCCAUGGCGAGUGCUCAGCCGGGGGUCCACGCGUUGAAACUCCAACCUCCUUCCGUCUCUCACACGCUGAGGAACGGAAGCAACUUCAUUAAAUGGGAUGAGGAUUUGUCCACUGUGAAUCCAGUGACUCUGCAUGUGGAUCCACAUGGAUUUUACCUCUACUGGACCGACCAAAACAAGGACACAGAGCUGUUGGACCUGACCCUGGUAAAAGAUGUCAGAACAGGCAGAAGCACGAAAACACCCAAGGAGGCUAAGCUGCGGGAGCUGCUCGACGUGGGAAACCUGGUUGGUAGGCUGGAGAACCGCAUGGUUACCGUGGUUACGGCUUCAGACCUUGUAAACGUCAACCAGCUUAACUUCAUCGCUUCGCAGGAGGACGAAGCCAAGGCGUGGUGUGAGGAACUGUUUUCUCUGUCUUCCAACCUGCUGAGCCACAAUCUCAACAGAGACCAGAGUCUGCUGAAAGCGUACAUCAAGUUAACUCUUCAGCCGAAUGCAGAGGGGAGAAUUCCCGUCAAGAAAUGCUCUCACUUUCAACCCAACUCUUCUCUGCUCUGCAGAGGAGCCAAUGAUGGGAUGCUGUCAGUCGAUCAGAUGACAGAGUUCAUCAACAAUAAGCAGAGAGACCCAAGGCUCAAUGAAAUCCUCUACCCACCUCUUCGUCCUGCACAGACGCACACUGCGAUGGAGAGGUAUCAACAUGACCAGGCACAACUGAAGCAAGGCAAGAUCUCCCUCCAGGCGUUCUCCAGUUAUCUGUCUAGUGAUGAGAAUGGAGUCAUUCCACCAGAAAAGCUGGAUCAGUCUGAAGACAUGAGCUUCCCGAUAUCUCACUAUUUCAUCAACUCAUCGCAUAACACCUACCUGACAGCGGGCCAGCUGAUGGAAGCUGAGAGUGAGGAAGAUGAUGAUGAUGAAGAUGAUGAUGGUAAAAAGGGCUCAGCUGAGCGGGAAGCAGUGGCAACAGAGGAAAUGUCAACUCUGGUUAACUACGUCCAGCCUACCAAGUUCAACUCCUUUGAAGCCUCCAAGAAGGCAGCCCGCUGUUACCACAUGUCGUCUUUUGUGGAGACCAAAGCGUUGGAGCAUCUCACAAAGUCACCAGUGGAGUUUGUAGAAUAUAAUAAAUCUCAGCUGAGUCGUAUCUACCCAAAAGGAACCAGAGUGGAUUCAUCAAAUUUUAUGCCUCAACUCUUCUGGAACGCAGGAUGUCAACUGGUGGCUCUAAACUACCAAACUAUUGAUUUGUCCAUGCAGCUGAAUCUCUUUAUGUUCGAGUACAACGGUCGGAGCGGCUACAGGUUGAAGCCUGAGUUCAUGAGGCGCCCAGACAAACACUUUGACCCUUUUACGGAAAACACAGUAGAUGGCAUUGUAGCUAACACCCUCUCUGUGAAGGUCAUUUCAGGCCAGUUCCUGACUGAGCGGAGAGUGGGGGUGUAUGUGGAGGUGGAGAUGUUCGGACUCCCUGCAGACACUCGGCGGAAAGCUCUGAAGACCAAAACGUCUCAGAACAACAAUGCCGUCAAUCCAGUGUGGGACGAAGAGCCGAUUGUGUUCAAAAAGGUGAUUCUUCCUACCCUGGCCUCACUGAGAAUUGGUGCCUUUGAAGAAGGAGGGAAGUUUAUUGGUCAUCGAAUUAUUCCGGUGUCUGCCAUUAGGCCAGGUUAUCGUUACAUCGGCUUGAGGAAUGAGAAAAACCAGUCUCUGAUUCUGCCAGCUGUGUUCGUCUACAUUGAAGUCAAAGACUACGUCCCAGAUACAUUUGCUGGUCUUGGUAUUGAUUUCCAGGAGGAGACUGAAAGCUGUGCAGAGCGUAAGACUGAUCUGAAAUCAGCUCCACUAGAAAACGGGCUUAGCCCGGCCUCUGGCCCACCGGGCCACACCCCCAUCGCCACCACACCCAAAGCUUCUGCAGCCAAUCAACAGGCAGCCACGACAGAUGCAGCCAAACCAGCAGCCAAGACUGAAGACCUGGUUUUAAGUGUUUUGAUAGAUGUCCCAGUGUGCACUUUGGAGAAUCUAAACAUUUGCUCUAAUCUUUCUUUCUGCUUCUGUAGGGAGAAAAAAGAGCUGAAGAAGCAGAUGGAUCGAAGGAGAACAGAGAAGAUCAACCAAGCAAAGACCAAAGAGAAACAUCUGGCUGAGGAGGAGAAGAUUGAGAUCAAUAAGUCCUACGUCAAUGAAGUCGUCCAGAACAUUAAAAGGCUUGAGGAGACUCAGGCAAAGCGCCACGAGCAGCUGGUGGAGCAACACAAUGAUCUCCUGCAAGAGAUACAAGACCAGAAGCCAAAGCUGCAGGGCUCUGUGGAGGCAGAGUUUCAAGAGAAGUUCCAAUGUUUGCCUGGAGAGAUUCACGACUUCCUGCAGGACAGGAAGUUGGAGGUUCGAGGCCACAGCAAGUCACGACCUUCCACCCCACACGAAGCUCUUUCAGAGGAGGACUGAAGAGGGGGAAAAAGGAUGAAGGAGCGAUGGGGAAUGAGGAACGAGAACAAUUGGAUCAAUGGAAGCAGCGUGGAGUAGAUCAAUGAAAUGCAAAGCAUGAGAAUAAAAGAUAACAAGAAGUAUUGAUGAAGAGGACGCGAAAGAGUAAAUAAUCAAGUUUAUAUAGACUGUUACUUCUUUUUAAUGGAAGAAUGCUUUAACAAUUUAUUUUUUAUUCCAUUCUAGCAUGAACUUUGUGUGUUUAAUACAAGUGUUUAAUCAGACCCGGUUUAGUCUUGCAUUAAGUCUUCUAUUCUGUCAUCUGUUAUUUUAGACCUCAACAGUUUGUACUGCAUGACUGCAUAUCUAUCUAUCUAUCUAUCUAUCUAUCUAUCUAUCUAUCUAUCUAUCUAUCUAUCAAUCUAUCAAUCUAUCUAUC
Molecule: messenger RNA, 3273 nt
Organism: Neolamprologus brichardi
Lineage: Eukaryota; Metazoa; Chordata; Actinopteri; Cichliformes; Cichlidae
Source: RefSeq, a predicted model, not a curated record